This is a messenger RNA of Zea mays, 1289 nucleotides long. Its product is annotated as ethylene-responsive transcription factor 12. Gene Ontology annotation, molecular function: DNA-binding transcription factor activity; DNA binding. Lineage: Eukaryota; Viridiplantae; Streptophyta; Magnoliopsida; Poales; Poaceae. Gene Ontology annotation, biological process: regulation of DNA-templated transcription. The transcript has a single exon. The record is from RefSeq and is a predicted model, not a curated record. Bases 414 to 1046 code for a protein of 210 amino acids.
GUGGCAGCCAGCCAUUGCGGUAGGGCUGGCGUCACGGCGCCAGUCGCGCGUCGCGCCGGACAAGACCAGUCGCACACUGUCCACAACGAGGACCCGCAAGGCGUCAAAUCGCGCGGCGGCUGGUUCAUGACGCCGUGAGCCCGCGCCCACGCCCGGUCAGCGACAGCCUCAAAGCCUUGCCCCAGAAACCUACCUCCCCGUUUCACGAGGCGCGGCCAUUAGUAAAAGUCCACCGCCAUCGUGCGUGAGGGGAGGAGGGGGAGGUGCUCAGGUGAGGCGACCAGGCCAGCGGUAUAAAGAGCGAGUUACUACUGCUCCCACCACUGAGCCGUUGCCGUUGCCGUUGCCGAGACCAACGAAAGAGGUGCCCCCUGCCCGCCGGCCCGGCCAACCUCGCGAGAGCGUGCGUGGGGAUGCAGCAGAUGGAGUGGGACACGAGAGGAGGAGGAGGAGGAGGAGGAGGAGGAGGAGGAGGGCACGGUGGCGCUGUCGGGGACGGUGGGCCGAGAGGAGGAGGCCUCACAGUCGGAGGCGUUGCUGUCGGGGUAGCGGACCAGCAGCGCGUGGAGGCGCACUACCGCGGCGUCCGGAAGCGGCCGUGGGGCCGGUACGCGGCGGAGAUCCGCGACCCCUGGAGGAAGACGCGCGUGUGGCUGGGCACCUACGACACGCCCGUCGAUGCGGCCAUGGCAUACGACCGCGCCGCCGUCGCGCUGCGCGGCGCCAAGGCCAGGACCAACUUCGCCGCCGGGCGCGGCUCCCGCGCCACUCCCCCCGUCCAGGCUCGCCCGCUCCCGUACCCCGCGCUGGCGCCGGGCCACUUCGGCGUGCUCGACGGCGCCCGCUCGUCGCCCUGGCACGUCGUCUACCUCCCACCGCCUAGGCUGCACCACGCCGUGGCGCCGCCGAUGCCUCUCGUGGCAGUGGCAGGGGACGCCGCCUCGUCGCUGCCGUCCACGGCGCUGGAGCUCCGGACAGGGCCCAAGGCCCUCCCGUUCGACCUCAACGAGCCGCCGUCGCUGCUGUUGGGCUCGCGGUCUCCAUAAUGGACGUGGAGACGGAGGUGAUGGUAGGUCAGUAGUAUCGAGUAGGGAUCAUCGACCAUUGAACUAGGUGGUAGGAUUGACUAGUGAGGGUAAUCAACUGGUGGGAGUGGAGACCAUCGCUCCGGUUGUAUAUAUCUACCAGAACCUAUUUUAGGAGAUCUUGUCUUUCUCGUAUUCGUUCAUGUUCUUGUUCCCAUCUCCUUUUCCACAAGUUCGUUUGGUGUCUCGUCGGCGGCGCGCUUU